Aplosporella prunicola CBS 121167 is the source of this 579-nucleotide messenger RNA. RefSeq lists its product as uncharacterized. The record is from RefSeq and is a predicted model, not a curated record. NCBI's taxonomy places the organism in Eukaryota, Fungi, Ascomycota, Dothideomycetes, Botryosphaeriales, Aplosporellaceae. Bases 1 to 579 code for a protein of 192 amino acids. Gene Ontology annotation, molecular function: ubiquitin binding. The transcript is spliced from 2 exons.
AUGUCUGACGGUUCGAGCACGCUCAACAUCCCGCAGCUACUCGUCCUCGCAGUCGUCAGCUUCCUGGUCUUUCGCUGGUAUAACUCCAGCUCUUCAAGCCCCGCUAGGGCCUCCGCCAGCCGCAAUGCAGGCCCCCGUGUGAAUCCAGCUGCCGUGGAGCAGAUAGUGCAGAUGUUUCCACAGUUGGACCGGAGGCAUAUCGCCUGGGAUCUACAGAGGAACGGCUCGAACGUGGCUGGCACUACAGAAAGGAUCUUGAGUGGGAGGGGUUUGGAAGUGCCCCCUCCGUCAUUCCAACCCCAGCUGCCGCAGAUCUCCCCACGACCAACCACUACAAACUCAACACCCGCGAAACCCACGCAUCCAGAUUUGAUCACAAGAUACAACCUCUCCUCCAAAAUCAAUUCUUCAAGCACUGAAACCCCGCAAACCGGCGGAGAUGCUACACAGAAAACGACCUGGUCACAGAACAAGAAUGAGCGGCAACAAAUACUGCAGCGUCGUCGCGAGGAAAUGAUUCUGGCGGCGAGGAGGAAAAUGGAAGAGAAAGACAAAGCGAAAGCAGCAUCGACGUCAUAG